AGAAAGAAAAAUUAUAGAAAGGGAAAAACUUGAGUCUAGGUUCAAAAUUUACAAACAAUAACCUAACUUCGUCUCAAUCCCUAGCUCUGCUUCGUUCUCCGACAUAAUCCCUCUUAAUCGUGUAUUUGGGUGGGUUUCCCCCCCCUUUUAAUGGUAGUUAGGCGAGUUAAUGUCUCACAUGUUUUUCCCCCUUUCUUUGUUUAAAUAUUAUUGCAUUGGAGAAGCAUUUUGCGAGGUCAUCUAAAAGAUGGAUCUUGAAGGCAAUAGAUUUGGGAGGGGCAAUAGAGAACUUGGAGGUGCCCAUGAUCUUGUAAGUCAAUAUAAACUUUGGCCGUUCUACGAAUUCUUCUGCAAGAAAUCACUUCCACUGUCAAUUUCAGAGACACAUUAUCUUCGCAAUGUGGUCGGUGACACAAAAAUCAAAAAAGGAGAAGGAAUGGAACUGGAUCAGCUGUGUAAGAACACCUAUACAAGCGAGAAAAAACCUUGCUUAUUUCCAUUUGACUUGAAUGUACUAAGUGAAGCUUUCCAUAUGAGAGAAAUGGAUCCAAAUUCUGUUUCUUCUGCCAAGAAGGGUCUCCCAAAUCCAGUGCCAAACUCGGCAAACCAAUCUAGAGAGAAUGAAAGGAAGAACAGAAAGAGUGAAAUAAAUAGGAAGCACAAACCACUUCGAAUUAAAAAUGGAAGUUGUGUAGCUAAUAACACAGUUAGACACAACGGUUCUCAUCCCUCACAAUCACAAUCGAAGAAUGAACAAGACAAAAAAAGGAGGGCUGAGACAAGCUAUGAUCCUUCUGUUUCCAAGCGAAUAAAUACAAGACAAUGAGGAUCUGAAUAGAGGGAUCAAUGUGUAGAUGAAUGACAUGCUGGUGAGUUAGCGUGUUUGAAACCAUGUCAAAAUUGUGGUGAAAUCAAGAUAUCUCCAGAAACUACGAAUUUAAGCUGCUUUGCAAUCAUAGGAAUUCAGCCUUCGUAAACAAGCUGUGUUAUUUGGACAUCGUUUGCCGACACCGAAUAAAAUACAGGCAAAAUGAAUAGGUGCACAACUUGAGAAACAAACUAAAGAGAGAGUAAACAAUUGAAAACUAAUACGGUGUCGGAAAUCACAAUCUGAAGUACACAAAUCAUUUGUUACAUCAUACUUAUAGCCAAACUAGUAGCUCUAAAGGUAGUCUUGGUUUUUUGUCUGUUCAACACGGUCCCCACCGUGAUGAAUUUGUUCAUGUAACUUUGUUAUAAACUAAUAUUCAUGAAAUGUCUAAAAUUCUUGUUAUAAACUUAUAUUUA
Cicer arietinum (chickpea) is the source of this 1287-nucleotide messenger RNA. RefSeq names its product probable mediator of RNA polymerase II transcription subunit 19b. Gene Ontology annotation, molecular function: transcription factor binding; transcription coregulator activity. The record is from RefSeq and is a predicted model, not a curated record. Gene Ontology annotation, biological process: positive regulation of transcription by RNA polymerase II. Lineage: Eukaryota; Viridiplantae; Streptophyta; Magnoliopsida; Fabales; Fabaceae. Gene Ontology annotation, cellular component: mediator complex.